Molecule: messenger RNA, 2304 nt
Organism: Melozone crissalis (California towhee)
Lineage: Eukaryota; Metazoa; Chordata; Aves; Passeriformes; Passerellidae
Gene: GPRC5B
Product: G protein-coupled receptor class C group 5 member B
Exons: 4
Coding region: 125-1288 (387 amino acids)
Biological process (GO): G protein-coupled receptor signaling pathway
Cellular component (GO): extracellular exosome; intracellular membrane-bounded organelle; plasma membrane
Molecular function (GO): protein kinase activator activity; G protein-coupled receptor activity; protein kinase binding
Source: RefSeq, a predicted model, not a curated record
UGCGCGCUGCGUUCGCUCCCCGCCGCGGAGCCGCCGCGCCGCCGGAGCCGGGAUGUGACUUGCGGAGGGCUGGCGGACAGAGCUGCCCCGCCGCCCUCGGCCGCAGCGGACAGCGGACAGAAAAAUGAAAACCUACCCAGCCAUUGGUUUCUUGCUGCUGUUGGUGAUCAGCUAUGGCUCCUCAGAGAACUCCAGCACGCCGCGGGGCUGCGGGCUGGACCUCCUGCCCCAGUACGUGUACCUGUGUGACCUGGACGCCAUCUGGGGCAUCGUGCUGGAGGCCGUGGCGGGGGCAGGUGUGCUCACCACGCUGCUGCUGAUGCUGAUCCUGCUGGUGAGGCUGCCCUUCAUCAAGGACAAAGAGAAGAAGAGCCCCCUGGGAAUGCACUUCCUCUUUCUCUUCGGGACUCUGGGACUGUUUGGGCUGACGUUCGCGUUCAUCAUCCAGGAAGAUGAGAUGGUGUGCUCCACCCGAAGGUUUCUCUGGGGAGUUAUCUUUGCUUUGUGCUUCUCCUGCUUGCUCGCCCAGGCCUGGAGGCUCCGCAGGCUUGUUCGCCACGGCAAGAGCCCGUCGGGGUGGCACCUGGCCGGGGUGGCCACGUGCCUGAUGCUGGUGCAGGUCAUCAUCGCGACCGAGUGGCUGGUCCUGACCGUGGUCAGGGAGAACAAGCUGGCCUGCAGCUACGAGCCCAUGGAUUUUGUGAUGGCCUCCAUCUAUGUCAUGUUCCUGAUGGUAUUUACCCUGGGAUUCUCGUUUUUCACGCUCUGUGGGAAGUUUAAGAAAUGGAAGAAAAACGGAGUUUGCCUCAUUAUAACGCUUUUCUUUUCCAUUCUGAUCUGGGUGGCCUGGAUGACUAUGUACCUGUUUGGGAAUGCUGAGCUCCAGAGAAGGGACAAAUGGAGUGAUCCCACUCUGGCUAUUGCACUGGUGUCCAGUGGCUGGGUGUUUGUUAUUUUUCAUGCCAUCCCAGAGGUCCACUGUACCAUCCUUCCAUCACAGCAGGAAAACACACCCAAUUAUUUUGAUACUUCACAGCCAAGGAUGCGUGAAACCGCUUUUGAGGAAGAUAUUCAGCUUCCUAGGAGCUACAUGGAAAAUAAAGCCUUUUCAAUGGAUGAACAUAAUGCAGCGCUGAGGACGGCAGGAUUUCGGAAUGGCAGCUUGGGCAGCCGGCCCAGUGCUCCUUUUAGAAGCAAUGUUUAUCAGCCAACUGAGAUGGCAGUUGUGCUAAAUGGUGGGACUAUACCAACUGCUCCGCCAAGUUACACUGGACGACAUCUCUGGUGAAAGGCUGUAGGCUGUAGAGAAUAAGAAUCCUUGUUGCAGAUGUUCCCUGGCAGUGUGUCUUUGAGGGAAGGAAUCCAUAACAGUACCAGAACAAAGCAACAAAACAUCCAGGAUCUUUCUAAAUCCUUUAGAGGAUUUUGCCUAAAUGUGAACACCACUGAAUGGAGAAUUGCAAAAGCAAAAUUGUAAAACUGAAGCUGAAUCUAAUUUAAAACAGAAGUAGGCACACCUUAAAUUGGCAGAGGAGAUAUUGUAUUUUGAAGUGUAAGAUAUUCUCUUGUCUGUAACUUGUGUGCCAGGCAAGCCUGGUUUUGGUGCUUGCCAGUUGCUUGCAAAAUCCCUUCCUCUCACCUAAACUUAAUUCAUGUUGCCACAAGAGAUUGCCACUACAGUGCGAAAACACGCGGGAUUUCUUUCCAUUUUUCUCCUUUUCCUGUCAUGUCCAACGUCAUGAGAAGUCCCCUGUUUGCUCCCUCCCUGGCUGUGCUGUACAGUCACGCAGCACCGUGUGUGGUCAGGCACGGUCCCUCGGUGGCAGCUCGGUCCCUGUGGCUCUGCAGGCUGAUGGGCUGAUGCUCUGCUCUCUCAGGAGCUCUGCUGUUCAGGAGCUGAGCUUUUUCAGGAGCUCUGCUGUUCAGCAGCCCUGCUCUGUCAGGAGCUGCCCUGGAGGUGCAGUUCGGAGCUCUGUGCGUGUUCUGGAGGUGCAGUUCGGAGCUCUGUGCCCGUUCUGGAGGUGCAGUUCGGAGCUCUGUGCCCGUUCUGGAGGUGCAGUUCGGAGCUCUGUGCGUGUUCUGGAGGUGCAGUUCGGAGCUCUGUGCCCGUUCUGGAGGUGCAGUUCGGAGCUCUGUGCGUGUUCCGUGCGCCGUGCGGAGCUCCCCGGGGCAGAGAGAGAAGCGCGGCCCCGGCAGGGGCGGCUCUCCCCGGCCCCAGGGCUGGACUCGGUGACCCGCAGUGUCACGGGUGUGAGCAGAGCCCAGGCUCCGGCCCUGGCAGGGCUGUUCUGGCCAGGCUGGGCU